CGCGUGUAUAAAUACGCACCGAAACACAACUAGGGCAUACAGUAGCUCUCGAGCAGUCAACCGAAGUGCACGAUGAGAUUUCUGAUCGCCGCCGCCGUCCUCGCCUGCGCCGCAGCCGCCCCCAGCGGUCUGCUGGCAUACUCCGGUCUCGCCGGGCCCUACGCCCACGGCCUGGCGCCAUUGGCCCACGCCCCGGUGGCCCUAGCGCACGGCCCCGUCGCCGUUGCCCCGACCAUCCCACCCGGCGACAUCCAGGGCGCUGCCAUCGACGCCCACGUUGAAGUUUCCGACCACGUCCGCGCCUCCGCCGACGCCGCCCGGGAAUACCAUGACCAGGCCUCCGAAGUUCAAGGUCGCGCCAUCAACGCCGCUGAAGACCACGCCUGGCAGGCGGUAGACGCUGCCCAGACCGCUCAAGCCCAGAUCGACGGUGCCGCCGCCGGUGUCGCACCCAACGUUGCCCGUCAACUCGUCGGUCACUCCGCCCUUGUCCACGCCACUCCAUUGGUUCACUCCGCUCCCGUGGUCGCUGCUCCAGUUGUUGCUGGUCCCUUGGCUUACGGUCAUGGUUACGCCGGCGCCCGGUCUGUCGCCACUUCAUCCCUCUCCCAAACUCAUCCAGCUCCGUACGUACACGCUCCAGUGUACUCCCACGGAAUCCACGGACUCGCGCACGCAUGGUAACCUGUGAUAACUUUUUAGCCAAAAAAAAUACUCACUUCAGAUAUUUAUGUAAAUUUUGUACAAACAGGCGAGGAUGUGUGAAUAAAUGUAAUAGUGUA
Pieris rapae (cabbage white) is the source of this 782-nucleotide messenger RNA. RefSeq names its product pupal cuticle protein PCP52. The transcript is spliced from 2 exons. Lineage: Eukaryota; Metazoa; Arthropoda; Insecta; Lepidoptera; Pieridae. The record is from RefSeq and is a predicted model, not a curated record. Bases 73 to 684 code for a protein of 203 amino acids.